Molecule: messenger RNA, 3637 nt
Organism: Astyanax mexicanus (Mexican tetra)
Lineage: Eukaryota; Metazoa; Chordata; Actinopteri; Characiformes; Acestrorhamphidae
Gene: sema4gb
Product: sema domain, immunoglobulin domain (Ig), transmembrane domain (TM) and short cytoplasmic domain, (semaphorin) 4Gb
Exons: 15
Coding region: 309-2963 (884 amino acids)
Biological process (GO): neural crest cell migration; negative regulation of axon extension involved in axon guidance; semaphorin-plexin signaling pathway
Molecular function (GO): chemorepellent activity; semaphorin receptor binding
Source: RefSeq, a predicted model, not a curated record
GACCGCAUGUGUGUUAGAUCUCGGGCUGUUUCUGUGGGAUUCAGUGGGACUAGCUUCACUAGCUUCACUAACGCGGUUCUUCACACUGCGCUGCUGCUUUCUGCUGAGUGGAUGCAGGCGGUCAGACACUAGUACAACUUCUGACAGCAGCAGGAUGAGCUUGCAGCCAGUAAUUGCGUCCCUGGAAGGAAAAUCUUUGGUUCUGCACAGCAGAGUGGUGUAAACAACACACUUACUGUGGACAAUCUACUCAAAGUGGCCUCAGAAGGAUCUGGAAAGGCUCCAGCCGUAUCAGCAUUACUGUGGUCAUGAUGCAUCCUAGACUGUCCACCUUCACACUAGCGGUUCUGUGCAGCCUGGCAUCAGCACUGUGGGCUUUUCCAUUUGGACCUGUACUAGAGCUGGAUGUCACUCCAAGGACUACUGUUCCUGUCAGUGGGCUUCUGGGAUGUAAUCGUUUCCAGGGUUUGGCUGUGAACUACAGCACUCUGCUGCUGGAGGAUGGAGCUGGGAUGCUAUAUGUGGGAGCCAGGGAGGCCUUAUAUGCUCUGAAUUUGUUUAAUAUCUCUGUUACACGGAACAACACAUCUAUGGAUUGGGCUGCGUCUGCUGAUCAGAAGAGACAGUGCUUAACUAAAGGAAGAGAUAAUCAGACUGAAUGCUACAAUUACAUCCGGUUCCUCGACCGAUAUAAUGAGACUCACCUCUACACCUGCGGGACUCACGCCUUCCGACCUCGCUGUGCCUACAUCGAUGCAGAGCGCUUCAGUUUUGUACGUUUUGAGGAAGGCCGGGAGAAGUGUCCCUAUGAUCCAGCCAAAGGAUACACAGGCUUCAUUGUGGAUGGUGAAAUGUAUUCCGCCUCUCAGUAUGAGUUCCGCAGCUCGCCUGACAUUCGCCGCAACUUCCCCUUCCCCAACCUGAGGACAGAAGAAGCUCCAACAAGGUGGCUUCAAGAGGCGGACUUUGUUGGCUCAGCGUUAUUGAGAGAGAGCAUCAACAGCUCCAUUGGGGACGAUGACAAACUUUACUUCUUCUUCACGGAGAGAAACACGGAGCAGAGCCCAUACUCCAGUCAGACCAGAGUGUCUAGAGUGGCCAGGGUAUGCAAGGGGGAUAUCGGCGGGCAGAGGACUCUCCAGAGGAAGUGGACCUCCUUUUUGAAGGCUCGGCUUGUGUGCUCCAUUCCCGAAUAUGAGCUGCAGUUUAACAUCCUGCGCAGUGUGUUUAUACAGGAAGGACCUACUGUACAAGACAGCACCUUCUGGGGGGUGUUUGGGCUUGAAUGGAAAAAUGUUAAAGCAUCUGCAGUCUGCCAGUACUCACUCAAAGACGUGCAGGCUGUGUUUGAUGGGCCCUACAUGGAACUCCAAGACUCUAAAUGGAGGGAAUAUAGUGGGAAAGUACCAGACCUUAGACCCGGCUCUUGCAUAACUGAUCAGCACCGCGCUCAGCUCAUAAAUACGUCCCGUGACCUUCCUGACAGCGUACUAAUGUUUGCUCGGAGACACCCCUUGAUGGCCAAACAAAUCCAGCCAAUAGGAGGGAGACCUCUACUGUUCAAAAAGAGUGUGGACUACACCAGGAUAGCUGUUCUCAAAGUCUCAGCUGUGGAUGGGAGAAGCUACAGAAUGCUCUUCAUGGGAACAGAUGAUGGGUGGCUGCAUAAAGCUGUAGAGAUUGGAGAUCGAGUGCACAUCAUCGAGGAGCUUCAGCUGUUUGAAGGGUCGCAAGGCAUCAACAACAUGGUUAUUUCACGUAAACAGGGGAGUGUAUACGUCAGUGCUGCCUCUGGAGUGGUACAGGUGCCCCUGUCUGCCUGUGCUCGCUACACCUCAUGUUACGACUGUGUGUUUGCCCGGGACCCACUGUGUGGCUGGGAUGGAAGACAGUGUGUUGAAAUAUCAUCCUACCCUGAUAAAUCUAACAUAACUCAGGAUGUUCAGAUGGGUAACCGUGGGUGUGAUGAUAUGACAGCUGAUGGUUUGGUGUCUCAUCGCACUCGCUCAGUGAUGGCAGGGGACGAUGUGCUCUUACAGUGUGAGCUGCACUCCAACCUGGCUGCCCCGCGUUGGACACUGAAUGGUGAGCAGCUGCAGGGUUAUGGCACUGAAGCAGGUUACCGUACGGGCACCGACGGACUGCUCAUCAUCGGGGCUCAGAGCAGGCAGAGUGGUCAUUACCGCUGUUAUGCUGUGGAGAAUGGCGUUUGGGUUCCUGUACGCAGCUACAUGGUAAGGGUGCAGCCUGUAGUGGCGGCUUCACCUCGUCUACCGUCUGAUCCAACAGCCCUACCGGAAAGUUUCUUCACCACUACGAGCAUGCUGCCCGUCACGCCCACUAGUGUUCCCACUGAGCAGCCCCUGCACUCUCCACCUGCUGCCCUGCCUUCUGGCCCAGAGUUUCAAACCAAUCGCCAUAUGGAGGCCAUGUACAUCUCUCUGGUGGCUGUUUUAGGUGGACUAUGCCUUGUGCUAACUGUGGUUCUACUGUAUGUAAGCUUCUGCGCACACAGUGACCAGGCCGGCAGGAAGUAUUCUCAGCACGGGCUGUCGCUUCCUGCAGUCACUGAGAGAAAGCGGAGCUCCCAUUUGGAGCUGAAGACCAUCUCCAGCCACUGCAAUGGACGAGCCGACAUGCGCGGAAGAGCAGCAUCAACAGACGGGGUGUUCCUGCAGAUAGUUCCAGGGGAAGGCCAUGCCAGCCCCAGCAGUGAGCCACCUCCAGCACCUCCGCUGCCCAUGCCACCACCCCUGCCAUCCACAGACUUCACGAACGGCCUCUCAGCCACGCUCCCCAGCGUCUUAAGAAAGAUGAAUGGGAACAGUUAUGUUCUCCUGGGGCAGGGGGACUCAGAGAUGACCUCACCGCUCUACCAUUCCUUCACAGAAGAGCUCAACAGAAUCUUAGAGAAGAGGAAACACACACAGUUCGAUGUAGAGCCAGACGAGAGCUCAGUGUAGCACCCUUUCUCCCCUGUUUCUCCAUGUAGCAGCCCCUUCAUGUUGGGAAGCUGUGUGUCAAAAUAAUAUACCCGUGGUGAUCGUGCCAGUUUUGCACUCUAUCCUCAUGUACACCUCCAGUAUAUCUAAAUAGAAGCUGUUGUGUAUCAUGAUCAGGUUUUUUGUAAUAUCGUGGACCUUGUGGAACCUAAUGACAUUCAUUAGUAUUGUGAAAAAACCCACUUGUUUAUCUUCAGAGGUCAGAGACUAGCCUCGGAUGGAGAUCAAGUUCUGUAAGGAUGGUUGAAAAUAACAGACUGGUUCCCAGAACACGACGAACUUGCUGAAACAAAACUGGACAUGUGACCUGAAUGCCCGCAGUGUUAAAGUCCAGAGUUUUAGACCCAAAUGUUCUUAUUUAUAUUAACAAUGUUUUGCAUUCAGACAUAGAGAAAGCAAAAAGCAAUGCAAAUUCAUUAUAUAAUCAACAUGGUGUUUAUAGAAAAAAAUGCAGAUUUUUCUUUUUUUUGUCACAUAGCACUGUAUGUAUAUAACACAUAUGUUGCAGUUUUCAUUUCCUGUACUGACUUACAAUCACAAGUGAUAUAAAUAAUAUCUGACACAUAUUUUUGGCCUUUGUCAGAAGGGAUUUGUGAACAGUUUGCAAAAGUAACAUUAAAUAAUAGUUUACAUCA